AUGAAGUUCACGGCCCUCGCCCUUCUUCUACUGGGUCCAGUCCUGGGUGCUGCAAGUAGCGGUAGCACGUUGAAGAGGGUCACCGUUCCUCCUUCGGGCAAGACAGGCAGUGCCUACACCACCGACCUCUUCCAAGGCACCAACCUCAAGCAGGAACAGUCCUCGCUGAACAAUUCCGAUCUCACCUACACCCAGCGCAAUGGCAAGCCCUACUUCCAGCCUCUCGGUGCCCAGCGGGCCGGUGAGCGGGGACCAUUACUUCUCCAGGAUGUUCACAUGCUCGACACCUUGGCCACCUUCAACCGCGAGCGGAUCCCGGAGAGAAUCGUCCACGCGCGAGGCGCCGGAGCCCACGGCGUCUUCGAGGUCACCACCGACUUUGCCGAGAAGCUCUCCGCAGCAGAUGUCUUCAGGAAGGGAACCAAGACGUCCGUCACCAUGCGCUUCUCCACCGUCGGAGGUGGUCGCGGCUCUCCCGACGAGGCGCGUGAUCCUCGAGGUUUCGCCAUCAAGAUGCGCACCAAGCAGGGCAUCCUCGACUGGGUCUUCAACAACACUCCGGUGUAAGUUAUUCUUCAGUUGCCGCGUUUGGUGGGGGCCACUACUGCGGAGUAUAAGCUCAGGCAGGCUUACUGGGUAGCGCAGCUUCUUCAUCCGCGACCCCGUCAAAUUUCCCAGGUUCAUCCACACACAAAAGGUACGUGCGAGAGAGCUACACGAAACACAUCACAUACCGCAUGUGUAAUGACAGUGUAGCGACCCCGCGUGUGUAAUUACAGUGUAACGACACCGCAUGUGUUAUUACAGUGUAAUAACACCGCAUGUGUAAUGAUGACAUGAGCUGACAGCCGUGGUGCUGCUCACACAGACUGAUCCCGCGACCAAUGCACGAGACUGGAACACUUUCUGGUCCUGGCCCGCCCAAUUCCCCGAAGCCUUGCUUCAAUUCUUGAGGCUCUUCUCCGACCUUGGCACACCCUAUGGAUUUCGCCACAUGGAUGGCUGGAGCGGCCACACCUACAAGCUCGUCCAAGACGAUGGGAGCUGGGUCUACGCACGCGUCUACCUCAGCACCGACCAAGGCAUCAAGAACCUGACCGACGCCGAGGCCAAGAAGAUUGCGGGCGAGAACGACGCCUGGGCGACGCUGGACCUCUACAACAACAUCCAGGACGGCAACUACCCCUCCUGGACCGUCGGCAUCGCCACCAAGACCCAGGCCGAAGCGGACGCGUACCGCUACGACAUCCUCGACCUCACCAAGGACUGGCCCGACGCCGAAUACCACGAAGUCGGCCGCAUCACCCUGACCCAGAACCCGGACAACUACUUUGCCGAGAUCGAACAGUCCCACUUCUCCCCGGGCCAUACCGUCCCCGGCUGGGAGCCCUCCAACGACCCCGUCCUGCAAUCCCGCCUCUUCGCCUACGGCGACGCCGGCCGCUACCGCGUCGGCGCCAACGUCGACGACGUCCCCGUCAACUGCCCCUUCGCCUCCGUCGCCAACUUCGACCGCGACGGCCACCUCACCCAGCACGGCAACCAGGGGUCCCGCAAGAACUUCCCCGCGGAGUACAUCGACCCCAUCAACGUGGUCGAGCGCGCCGGCAGCGUCAUCGAGCAGGACUUGAACGGCACGACGGUCCACUGGGAAUCCGUGAUUGACGAGGAUAUCGACUACGAGCAGCCGCGGUUGUUCUAUCAAGGGUUUUCGCAGACGGACAAGGAGCAUCUGUACGGGAAUAUCGCGGGUACCUUGGUGAAUGUGGAUAAUCAGAAGGUCUUGGCCGCGCUGCUGGAACAGUUUGGCAAAGUCAGCCCGGCGCUCGAGGCGGGUGUUAAAAGUGCGUAUCAGGCUGCUACGAGUAAUGCGACGACGACGACGACGACGACGAAGCAUUGA
Molecule: messenger RNA, 1903 nt
Organism: Lecanosticta acicola
Lineage: Eukaryota; Fungi; Ascomycota; Dothideomycetes; Mycosphaerellales; Mycosphaerellaceae
Source: the annotation of a GenBank genome assembly